CGCCUGGCAUUCGAUUUAUAGAAUGUAGAUGUAGAGUCGUAAUCAAAAUCUAAAUUAACAUUAUUAGUUGCGUUCUCCCAACUUCCACUCGACUUUUUUGUUUCGUGCGUCGCGUCGUCGUUCGUCUUGUUUUUUUUUUCUUUUUUUACUCCCGGUUCCCUUCCCGAUAUUAUACGCUGUGAUCGAAUUUUCUAUAAUUUAUAUCUUUGGCUUUGCUUUAUUUUGGUUUUUAUUAUUUUUGUUUUUGGUUCGGUUUGUUCCAAUAGCUUACUGCAAUUGAUACGAGACGAUGAUGCUGAGAAGUGGAUUGAAAACAUAUCAAAGGAAGGUUCUUCAAGAACUUUCGAGGUCAUAUAAGACAAGUGGAAUCCCAGAAUUGACACAGGAACGGCAUAAUGUAAAGAGGGGCAACUACGCAGUUCUUACUGAUAAAGAUGUUGGAUUUUUUGAAUCUGUUGUUGGAUCAAAUCACACUGUGAAAGAAAAAGACGAACUUCAAUCAUACAACGUGGAUUUCUUGAGGAGUGUUAGAGGCGACAGUCAACUCGUUUUAAAACCUGGCUCCGUCGAAGAAGUCUCAACAAUUCUCAAAUACUGCAAUGAUAAUAAAAUUGCCGUAUGUCCGCAAGGAGGAAAUACCGGUCUAGUUGGAGGAUCAGUUCCAGUUUGUGAUGAAAUUGUUCUUUCACUUCAACGUUUGAAUAAGGUUAUAAGUAUUGAUGAAGUAACUGGCAUCGCAGUCUGUGAAGCUGGUUGCAUUUUGGAUACUCUGGAAAAUCAUGCCAGAGAAGUAGGUUUGGUAGUGCCAAUAGAUUUGGGAGCAAAACAAAGUUGUCAUGUUGGUGGAAAUCUGUCAACUAAUGCAGGUGGUCUUCGUGUGCUGAGAUACGGAAAUCUUCAUGGUUCAUGCUUAGGUGUUGAAGCAGUUUUAGCGAAUGGACAAGUUCUAGACUUGAUGUCAGACUUCAAGAAAGAUAACACCGGAUAUCAUCUCAAACAUUUGUUCAUUGGUUCGGAAGGAACUUUGGGUAUAAUAACCAAGCUAGCACUACUUUGCCCGCCAGCACCAAAAGCUGUACACGUGGCAUUCUUAGGAAUUUCAUCAUUUGACGAUGUUCUAAAGACGUUUGUUGCAGCUAAAAGACAUUUGGGUGAAAUACUUUCUUCAUGUGAAAUGCUAGAUGCAGCCUCUUUAGCAGCAAGUUUGGAACAUUUUGAUGCAAAAUUACCAAUAGACGGAUAUCCCUUCUAUAUGCUCAUUGAGACUUCUGGCAGUAACGAGAUACACGAUGAAGAAAAAAUGAAAAAUUUUCUUGAAAUUGGUAUGGAAAAUGGUGAAAUCUGUGAUGGUACACUUACAAAUGAACCAAGUAAAGUGCGUGAUAUAUGGAAACUGCGUGAGCAAACUCCUAUGGCCUUAAUAAAAGAUGGAUAUCUAUAUAGUUACGAUAUUUCUGUGCCCCUUCGACGAUUCUAUGAAAUUGUUCCUGUGAUGGAGAAGAAACUUGGAAAGAUGGCUCGUCGAGUGUGUGGAUUCGGGCAUUUGGGUGAUUCAAAUCUGCAUUUAAAUGUAACCGCUAAAGAAUACAGUGAAGAAUUAACGAAGGCAAUCGAACCAUUUGCAUAUGAAUACACUUCAGAUUUGAAAGGAAGCGUUAGUUCUGAACAUGGCAUUGGUUUUUUGAAGAAAAAAUAUUUAAAAUUUUCAAAACCGCAAAAUGCUAUUGAUAUGAUGAAAGACAUAAAAAAGCUAAUGGAUCCAAAUGGUAUUCUCAAUCCAUACAAGGUGUUGUAGGUAACACUAUUAACUUUUAAUUAACUUGAAAUUAAAAAAAAACUGGUUGUAUUAUCUGUAGAUAAUAUUUCAUUUAUUUUUAAUAGGUGGAAAACAUAUACAUUGUUAUGUAUAGCAUAUAAAGUUACAAACCUUUAUAUU
Molecule: messenger RNA, 1936 nt
Organism: Episyrphus balteatus (marmalade hoverfly)
Lineage: Eukaryota; Metazoa; Arthropoda; Insecta; Diptera; Syrphidae
Gene: D2hgdh
Product: D-2-hydroxyglutarate dehydrogenase, mitochondrial
Exons: 8
Coding region: 290-1795 (501 amino acids)
Cellular component (GO): mitochondrion
Molecular function (GO): catalytic activity; FAD binding
Source: RefSeq, a predicted model, not a curated record